Molecule: messenger RNA, 438 nt
Organism: Fragaria vesca subsp. vesca
Lineage: Eukaryota; Viridiplantae; Streptophyta; Magnoliopsida; Rosales; Rosaceae
Product: LOB domain-containing protein 24-like
Exons: 2
Coding region: 1-438 (145 amino acids)
Source: RefSeq, a predicted model, not a curated record
AUGGUUAUGGGUCGCUGUGCUGCUUGCAAGUAUUUGAGAAAGGCAUGUCCGGAAGAUUGCAUAUUUGCUCCCUAUUUUCCCUCCAACAAUCCCCAAAGAUUUGAGAAUGUUCAUAGAAUCUAUGGUGCCAAGAAUGUUGCCACCAUGCUCAAGGAAUUGGAACCAUUGCAACCGUAUCUCCGAGCUCAAGCCGUUGAAACCUUAUGUUAUGAGGCUGAAAGUAGAAUACAAAAUCCUGUGUAUGGCUGCGCUGCGAUUAUUUUCCACUUGCAACAACAAAUACAUAACAUUGAAUCUGAAUUAGCCAAACUACGUGCUGAGAUUGCAAUUCUUAGCUCUAAUGGACAUGGACAAGCAUCUGAGAUUCAGUUGAGUACUGAUCAAGUUCAUGAGGACCAAUCUGGUUCUUCCUCUAAAGCUCCUAAUUGGUUUAUCUGA